Messenger RNA from Purpureocillium lilacinum, 1200 nucleotides. RefSeq lists its product as uncharacterized. Lineage: Eukaryota; Fungi; Ascomycota; Sordariomycetes; Hypocreales; Ophiocordycipitaceae. The record is from RefSeq and is a predicted model, not a curated record.
AUGGUAGUCUGCAAGCGCUCCUGCAGCGCCUCACGGCCUCCAGCCAAGAAGCUGAAGCUCACCCACCCGGAGACGAGGCCCGAGUCGUUUUGGAACAGCCUCGCCAGCACGCCGCUUACCAAAGGCGCGCUUCAGGAACAGACUCGAAGGCUCGGGUCCGUCGAGCCCAACUUUCACUACUUGGACGACUUCAUGUUGAGUCCCGAGCUGCCGGACGAGUGCAGCCGCAAGCUACGCAAGUUUUCUAUGCAUGGCGGCCCCGAUAUGCGGGACGUAGUAGGAUACUGCUGCUACAUCGAGGUCGAAGAGGACGAAGAAGAAGACUUGUACGACCCUGCCACCACGGUCUCAGAGGUCGACGAGGACGGACCCUACGACGCGGCCUUUGCGCAACACCUCGUCGACCACGGCGUUGUCCCCAAGGGCGUAUUUCCACACGGCUUCGUUGACCCCACAGGCAGCAAAUCCCCUUCGCAACCGGACAACCUCUCUGAACUACACAAGGUCUCAUGUCGCCGACGUGCGUCCCUCGCUGGGUCGGACCCCGGCUAUGAUGAGUUCGUCAAGACAGAUGACUUGGUCAACGAUGGCAUGGAGACGCCUGAGGCGCUCUUGCCGCUGCUCGAGGGCUCAUCCAACCAGUGCGAAACCAUAGGCGGAGGAGUACCCUUUUCGAAUCUCGACCACCUCACCGACGGGUCUCUGGUCGCAGCGCAGCCGGGCACUUACCACGGCGUGCUGCAGAACACAUUCCGACCCCGUGUCCUGGCAAAACUGCGCCAGCAAAUCGUCCCCUCUCUUGACCGCUGGGAUCCCGUGCUCCCCACCGUCUUUCUCGAGGCCAAGUCGCCCAACGCCUGCGAAAAGGCAUCCGUCUGCCAGAUGCUGUACACCAUGGCGCUCGGCGCGCGAGCAUACAGAAGCCUUCAGGACGCCGCUGGCGGUCGCGGUCCGGUCAGAAUCGACCAUGGCGCGUAUACUUUCGGCGCCGUGUAUCGGUGCGGUUGGCUCCAGCUCUUUGCUUGUUACGUCCGGGAACGCAACAAGAAGGGCUGGUGCGUGCCCGUCUUGCUGGGCGAGUGGGAUAUUCGGGCGAACAGCCAGAGUUUCUGCGACGGCAUGGCGGCAUAUCGGAACGUCAGGGACUGGGCGGCUGCGAAGCGGGUAGAGCUCGUGCAGCAGGCAAACGACUGCUGCUAG